Exophiala dermatitidis NIH/UT8656 is the source of this 6107-nucleotide messenger RNA. RefSeq names its product cyclopropane-fatty-acyl-phospholipid synthase. Gene Ontology annotation, molecular function: sterol 24-C-methyltransferase activity. NCBI's taxonomy places the organism in Eukaryota, Fungi, Ascomycota, Eurotiomycetes, Chaetothyriales, Herpotrichiellaceae. Gene Ontology annotation, cellular component: endoplasmic reticulum. The coding region runs from base 656 to 1564 and encodes 302 amino acids. Gene Ontology annotation, biological process: ergosterol biosynthetic process. The transcript is spliced from 3 exons. The record is from RefSeq and is a predicted model, not a curated record.
GCUCAGCAACGCAACCGGAAAGCAUCGAUACAUGGACAUUCCUGCCAUAAUUGGCGGCGACGGUAGGUGACCGCACUCAUGGCUGACCACUGCGUCGGUGUUUCUCCCCUCUGCUCCCCUCAAGCUGGAAGUAAGCGUUGUGCUAGUAUGGAGACAUGUGGACAUGCGAACCAAACUCCUGUGCCCUCGAAACGUGCGAAUGGAUUGUGGCUGUCUAUUCCAAACGAGUCUUUCUUUGGUCCCGCCUAUGAAAAGUCGUGUCUAUGGCAGGGGAUGCCUGGGUUACAACCUGAGGUACCAAGAUCCAACCCCGUAUUACCCCUUGCACGAUUUCAUCCUGGAAUGCGCAAGUCGAUAUCUGCUCCGAAAAGGUGCAGUCAUUCUCUCUCCUGAAUUGACAGCAUAUAAUAUGAACUCUGAACCAAGGCAUUUGAGUACUAACCGCCCUGCUGGAUGAUUCUUCAUUGGCGAGGUUUGUACUGUCGAGUUUCUUAUGGAAUCGAUCCUGUCACAACAGAGGGGACUCUGAGACUCUGGGAAAGGACUGAGAGGGCGUUGCUGUUUGAGCUUGAAUGCCUUCAAUAUCCUACUUCCCCACCAACGCCUGCUCCCGGCCCAUCUCACGCCCUACUUCUGCCCGUUUCAACAAGCUGCCAUGUCUCGAUUUGCUGCUAGCGCUACCAAACCGAGUUAUGUUGUCGCUCUAUUAUUUGCCCUAGCCGCAGGGCUUUUCGCCUUCAUUACAAACGAUGGAGCCGCCAACCCUUCGGUGCAGGAGUAUUAUAGCAGCCUUGAGUCCCGUUUGGGAUACUGGUUGCUAUUAGGAAAUACGCGGCAUUGCGGCCUAUACCCUAAGGGCCAGAUCUCUCCGUUUCCAAUCAGCAAAGCUCAGCGGGCCAUGGAAGAUCACGUAUACCAGCGACUAGGCCUUCCCCCGGGGUCGCGAGUCUUGGAUGCAGGUGCAGGGUCAGGAUACGUGGCGAUCCAUAUGGCACAGAAAGGAUUGAAUGUACAAGCCAUUGAUAUUACACCGAUACACUUGGAAGAUGCCCGAAGGAAUGUGGACAAGCACGGACUGCAAGACAAGGUCGACGUUCGCUUCGGAGAUUACCAUGAUCUUUCGGAUUUCUCAGACACGUCUUUUGAUGGAAUUUACACGAUGGAGACCUUCGUUCAUGCCGACGAGCCCAUCAGAGUCUUGCGCAACUUCUACCGCCUUCUUCGUCCUGGUGGCGUUUUGGUCCUCAACGAGGCGGAUUUCAAUCGCAAUUCUGAGUUGCUGCAGGAUGUGCUACGACUGUCACACUGCCAAAACACUCUUGCUGAAGGUGCCCUUGCCGAGAUGCUCAAGGAAGUGGGGUUCACAGACGUCGAUGUUGAAGACCUCACAGGUGAAGUUUUGCCCCUGUGGCGCCUGUUCGGCGUCAUUGGGUAUGGGCCAUAUCAUGCCCUGAAAUUCUUCGGACUUCAUACCCGCUUUACCAACCUUAUGGCAGGUGUCGAAGCGUACUUACACUGGGGAGAGGGAAGAUAUAUCUCUGUGAGGGCCGUUAAGCCGGAAUAGAUUGACCCCCGUCAUGCCUGUCUCCGCUCGCAAGGGAUCUCGGUGCUCCGGACACUAAACAUUGCUCUGGACAUCUCAUGCCACUUUACAGUAGCUUCAGGGUUCUGGUCCUCCAUUCCGAGGAUCUCCAGCCACAGGCACCUCCAUUUCCCACCUUGGCGCGCCUCGGUGCCCCCGCGCCCCUUGGCCAACAGGGCGUGUCCGAUUGUACUCUGGUUCCAAGCUCUGGACAUUCAGCACACAUACCUGGCAUACUUCUUGAAUUGUUCAUCUGCUCUCAGCCUGUCCAGAUCUUCGUCUCUUAGACAUAUGGCUGCGGAGAUCUCGCCGUUCAACGCUUUUGGCAUCAGAUAUAUAAGACUCUCGACGGGGUCGAACGCCGGUCUCCGCACAGCCUCCGGUUUACCCACACCCAGGUUGAAAUCAAGUUCAUAUAGCUUUUCCUUGACCCAGGAACUCAGCAUGAUAUCGGAACCCAGGUCCAACGUCGCCGUGACCGAGACGAGAUGUCGGUCCUCUGGGUGUUGUUCCAAGAAAGUCGCCAGCGCCCGAGUGUUACGAUCCACUGUUGAUGUUUUCGGGUCCAGGGCCGCUCGCAAAUUUGACGCAACACCGCCCAAAGGCAUUUGUAAAAACUCAUCCAGGCUAUAUGUGUGAUAUGUCAUGUUCUGCACCACGCCCAUGUAUGAGUUCGGAAUACCCAAGAAGCGCCUGGGGUCAACGGCUCGGGCGAAUGUGACUCUUUGCUUCGGGUCCAACCUCGGCAGCCGGGCUCGCAUGAUUGACUGCCAGAUAAACGCACUGAGAGCGUCAUCUGUCGAGAUAAAGUCGAUCUGCGGAUCCAUUGUCCGCGUCCCAAGCGCCUUUAGUGCCUCCAACGAGUCCCGAGAAAAGAUCCAGGUGGCCCAUGAGCAUUUUGGGGUGCCAUCAAACGGUGAGACCGUUGUAGCAGUAGCCGCAGCCGUGGGUACUGGACUACUGGCAGGUAUCUCUUCAGCAGGAGCAACAGGAGCCGGUCUCACCAGCUGCCUUGACAGCUCGGUCCACGGAUCAAAGGGUUCUUCCAACAAAGGGAUAACACUGCCGCGGUGUCGAUUGCCCCAGAUCAGCUCGUGGCUGUACGGGUCAUCAUGACAGUCCAUGGAUAGUAGACGCAUGAUCUGGGCCAGGCCAGUCAUGUCCAUGACGUUGUGUUGGGCGACGAAACUGAGCACCAAUCCCUCGUCGAUCAGGUUGGCCUGGACCAUAAACACGGGCGCCGGGUCGUUUUCUUUGGCAGUCUUGGCCGCGAGCGUACGAAUCGGGCAGAUGACUAUUUCGUCCAACAUGUCCAUAGGGAACCCGGUGAACCGGAGCACGUCCAUGGGCGGUAUAUCAGGGUUGUCUCUGUAAUCUCGAACCACGAGGCGAGGAGUCCGCUCGAAGGGCACGAUCUGGUAGGUCCCGUUCGACUUUACCACCUGUCCGGCAACCCAGGGAAAAUUGGCCGUCAGCCGUUCCAAGCCCGUCAUCAGUCUUCUGAUGAUGGAGGAGGCUACUUUGGGAUCCUCGACCGAAUAGCACAAGCAUAUCUGCGUGUACAGGUUGUAGAGACCCGGCUGUUGCCCAAACACGUCAAGUGGGAAGCCGUUGUCGAGAAAUGUCCUCACGUAUCUGGGCAAAGUGUUGGGCAUAGUGACGAGAUGGGAUUGGAGAUGUUGGCAAGAAUCGGUGUACUGUAGAUCUCCUUGGGUGAGGGUUGUGCUGUGUGACAUGCCAUGGAUAAUAAAAGGUAGUAUGUUUUGAGAGGGGCUGGCAACAUUCGAUUUUGACAGCUCGACCUAGCUUGACCUUGGAACAGAUCCGAAGGGGGGUUUUUUUUUUUAACUGCCAGUGGCGGGAUCAAAGUCUCAAUGUGAGAUCUUUGUCUUAUUUGGAUUUGGUUUAUCUGCGCAUGGCCGGUGACACUCAGCGGGGUCAAAGUCUGGGGAACAGAUUGAGCGCCACUCACUUCCCUCGCACUGUACAGGCGUAUUAUCACUCUCGAUUCAUGUGCCAUUGUUUGAUGAGGUUCAUAAGGUUCGACUGCCCUCAUGAAAUGCUAGAAUAUCUAUGUGCACAUAUUUACUGGAACUCGCCUACGUUUCGCGGCGCCAUGUUCAUCAUGAUUGACGGGGCAUGAGCACUUUCAGCCUCGCCAAACCACGUCUCUGUCCAGAUCCGGUGCAACAGUUGGAGUCUCCCUUUUGGAACCUGAUCAUACAAGGGAGCAAGACCAACGGCCGUGGAGUCUGGGGAUCUAUAUGUCUGGGGUCCAGUGACAGCUCGUGGAACGACUGUCACAGACUGAGAUCUCAUCUUGGCGCGAUUGCGCCAUUCGGGGACCAGCUUACAAUGACAGCUACAAGGCUGAACUACUUUUCUCCCUGUGUGACUUUCUAUCCAAUGUCGACCUCAAGAUUUCGUGGAUGGGCAAAAUCUCAUACUUCCAGUCAUGUCAUGUUGCGCUGCCGAACUCAUUCGACAGCCUUCUAGGAGGUUGAAUCGCGGCCUCGACACACUGGUCAGCCUUGACGUUACUGUGGACGCUCCCAUAGCCCUGGUUGUGCCGAAUAUGUUCUUGGAGCGCCAGCUGGGUCAGAUCACGAAGAACUGUACGCCGCAUGAUUCAUUUUGUAAGGACAUGUCAGUUUGAUUAUCAAGGAAUGUAUUUUGGAUCCAUGAUCCAAAGCUACCGCUCAGAGCAGCCAUCCCUGUACCACACAACGUAGAAGUUGUUUUGCCGCUCGAUUGCGCCUCUCCUCCAAUGAAAGACCACUGAUAAACAGACUGCGCGCCGCAUCACGAACACCCAUGCACCGUUGCUUUACAAGUUCAGCUCUGGAUGUUGAAAACAAAGACAUUCUGCCAAACUUCAAAGAGCUCCCGACUUCAACACGAGUUUUGGCCGGUUCCAAUAUACCUUCGGCAACCACCGGCUCCAGGAUGGCCCCCAUAUCCCUGCCCGGAACCAUUUUUCACCUGACAUAUUUGGCAACAGAAUACCCAGCCGCAGCGAGCGUCAAAAAGAUACCCGUCCAAGCCAUCAGCCCGCGUCUCGCACUGGCCUUCAUAAAGGCCUCCAUUGCUUGAGCAUCAUUCAACCUCGGAAACUCGACAUCCUUGGGCACGGGCACACCAAGGAUGGCGCAGAGCGGCUCCCAGCCAUCACGGACAUCAUAAAAGAACAAUUUCUCCUUGGGGACGACUCUCUUAAGGUGUUCGAUAUGACGAUCCCACAUGACUCGAGUCGGUCUCUGAGGCUCGCCUGGUCGGAAAUACAAUUCGCCCACACGGCCGUCGUCCAUGGCAUGAUGGUAAGUCCAGAACCUGCGCAGCGUGGGCAGCGGCGCGAGGAUCCACGACAGAGCAGUCAGAUUGGCAUUCUCGACGAUCGGCGCCAGACUGUUCCACCAUUUAUCCGGAUCGCGGACUGUGCAGAUGACCUUGGCGUCCGGGUAGAUGUGCAUCAGUUCCUCGACAAAGGCAUUGGAUGGCAGAUCGGUGCAGGCGACGUAACCGUCGAGCAUUUCCUUCACGCCCGCAUGCACGACCUGGCGGUCUUCCUCGCUCUGCACCGGCGUGUGCUUGAAGAUAUCGAUCCAGCGGUUGAUAUGUGAUUCGGGUGAUCGGAGAAGUUGCGUGCCGCCGUGGUAGCACGGGCCGUCUAGCAGGUAAGAACACGCCGCGCCAAACGACGUCGUGCCCGUUCUGGAUAGUCCGGCUCCUAUGACUUUUAAGGUCUUGUCGGGAACUGGUUGGGAUGCCGUUUGACCCAUCUUGAUGGAUUGCAGGCGGUCGGUGUCUUGGCUUGGUGAAUCAAACGACGACCCAAACUGACCUACAGUAGGUAGGUAGGCAGGGAGGUAGUAGUCGAGAGAAGGCAGAGGUGCAAAAAGAAGCUUUAACAAGAAGCUUUAUUUCACCGACGAUGAUUCCAGUGACGUCUGUCAAAUGGUUAAUUGCAUUGACCACCGGGGAAAGAGUCGAAGUCGAAGUGGAAAAAGAAUAAGUAUCAUGAACCCAUUUCGAAAAGGAAACGAUCGAGGGUUGAGGUGGGCCAUGACCCCAGCUUAUCUGUGUUUCAGAAAUCUCAAGACCGACCCCGUGCGACUACCCUGCGUUACCAUCCCUCUUCAAGUUCUACUUUUACUUUUACUGCCCUGCAGUGCCAUCGAGGCCGGCGACGGAGACGGCGACGGAGACGGACGCGCCAAAUACAAGGGACACUGGCAUGGGGCGGAUUGUUGCAGGAUGUUCUUGUUGGAUCGACUCAUUGAUGCCCGCAGCUUCGAAUUGAUUGAGAACCCAGUCAAAGCCAAACAAACGGCUUUCUCCACCACCAGUGGCACUGGCACUUGACUUGCAAUGCAAUCGCCGAGGGUCCACUCGCUACAAAAAAGUCAGGCUCCACGGAUAGGCCCGCCUAGUUGUAUAUUGCAGAUCCAGCCACGUACCCACCCCUACCUAGUACUAGUACCGUUGCUACUAUUUACUCUUCGUAAGAUCGAGGACAAUAUGGGAC